AGCUCUCUUUUAGUUUUGACUAGUGAGAAAUGGCUUUUUUCUGGGUUGCUUAUUUUUACUAGGAAAGUGAUUGUCUAGAAUCUGCUGUAGCUAAGCUCUUUGCAUCUGCCAAGAGAAGAGGAAUGUUAGUGAAUAUGGUGCUUCUAGUCGCUGCUUGCAGAACUUGCCACCUGAAGGAGAGAUUCAGGUUACUACUACUGCCUUUGAGGUCCAGAAGCUUCUGGUUUCUGGUAGAAUAGGAGAGGCUUUACAAUGUGCACAAGAAGGUCAAUUGUGAGGGCCAGCCCUUGUUCUUGCAGCUCAACUUGGUGAUCAGUUUUAUGGUGCUUCUGUGAAACAAAUGGCUCUUCAGUUAAUAGUGGGAUCCCCUUUGCGGACAUUAUGCCUGCUAAUUGCAAGGCAACUUGCAGAUGUAUUUUCUGAUACGAGUAGUAGCAGUCUGCUUGGUGCUGUAAUAUCUCAACAUUCUUCUGAGAUUGGAGCUACCUGUAUGCUUGAUGAAUGGGAGGAGAAUUUAGCCAUCAUAACCGCAAACAGAACAAAAGAUGAUGAGCUUGUGGUUAUUCAUCUUGGAGAUUGCUUAUGGAAGGAGAGGGGCGAGGAAUGCUGUGUUUGGAUUCUUUUGAGGUUUAGGUUACUGCUGCCCACAUUUGUUAUUUAGUAGCUGAAGCAAACUGCAAGUCAUAUUCAGACACUGCAUGAAUCUGUCUCAUUGGUGCAGAUCAUUUGAAAUUCCCUAGAACAUAUGCUAGUCCUGAGGCUAUUCAG
This is a messenger RNA of Camellia sinensis, 768 nucleotides long. The record is from RefSeq and is a predicted model, not a curated record. NCBI's taxonomy places the organism in Eukaryota, Viridiplantae, Streptophyta, Magnoliopsida, Ericales, Theaceae.